UUUUCCUUGUUACAGCUUCGCGGCGCCGGGGGCUAUGGAUCCCCGGGCGGUUGCGGAUGCUGUGGAGACAGGGGAGGAAGACAUAAUUACAGAAGCUCUACGGUCGUAUAACCGAGAGCAUUCCCAGAGCUUCACCUUUGAUGAUGCCCAACAGGAAGACAGGAAGAGACUCGCAAAGUUACUGGUCUCCGUCUUGGAGCAGGGCUUGCCACCCUCACAUCGCGUCAUCUGGCUGCAGACUGUCCGGAUCCUGUCCCGAGACCGCAACUGCCUGGACCCAUUCGCAAGCCGCCAGAGUCUACAUGCACUAGCCUGCUGUGCUGGCAUCUCUGCCUCUGAGGGGCUCAUCCCAGAGUCCCCAGACAUGGAUGUCAUACUCGAGUCGCUCAAGUGCCUAUGCAAUCUUGUGCUUAGCAGCCCCAUGGCACAGAUGCUAGCAGCAGAGGCCCACCUGGUGGUGAGGCUUGCAGAGCGUGUGGGGCUGUACCGAAAAAGGAGCUUUCCCCACGAUGUCCAGUUCUUUGAUCUUCGGCUCCUCUUCCUGCUAACAGCACUGCGCACCGAUGUGCGUCAGCAGCUGUUUCAGGAGCUGCAUGGUGUGCGCCUGCUGACCGACACGCUGGAGCUGACGCUGGGAGUGGCUCCGGAAGAGAACCCGCCUGAGUUUCUUCCUCCCCAAGAGACUGAGCGGGCCAUGGAGAUCCUCAAAGUGCUGUUCAAUAUCACCUUUGAUUCCAUCAAGAAGGAGGUAGAGGAGGAAGAUGCUGCCCUUUACCAGUACCUGGGAACCCUUCUGCGGCAUUGUUUGAUGGUUGCUGCUGCUGGAGACCGCACAGAGGAAUUCCAUGGGCAUGCGGUGAACCUUCUGGGGAACUUGCCCCUUAAGUGUUUGGACGUUCUCCUCACCCUGGAGCUGCACGAGGGCUCCUUGGAGUUCAUGGGAGUGAACAUGGAUGUGAUCGGUGUGCUUCUUGCUUUCCUAGAGAAGCGUCUGCACCAGACCCACAGGCUGAAGGAGAGUGUGGCUCCCGUGCUGAGUGUGCUAACGGAGUGUGCCCGCAUACACCGUCCAGCUAGGAAGUUCCUGAAGGCCCAGGUGCUGCCUCCUCUGCGGGAUGUGAGGACUCGGCCUGAGGUGGGGGACCUGCUCCGGAACAAGCUCGUUCGCCUCAUGACACACCUAGACACGGAUGUGAAGAGGGUAGCUGCUGAGUUCCUCUUUGUCCUGUGCUCUGAGAGUGUACCCCGCUUCAUCAAGUACACAGGCUACGGGAAUGCUGCUGGCCUCCUGGCUGCCAGGGGCCUCAUGGCAGGGGGCCGGCCUGAGGGCCAGUACUCAGAGGAUGAGGAUACGGACACAGAGGAGUACAAGGAAGCCAAGGCCAGCAUCAACCCAGUGACUGGGAGGGUGGAGGAGAAACCACCCAACCCUAUGGAGGGCAUGACAGAGGAGCAGAAGGAGCAUGAGGCCAUGAAGCUGGUGAACAUGUUUGACAAGCUCUCCAGGCACAGAGUCAUCCAGCCCAUGGGCAUGAGCCCCCGGGGUCACCUCACAUCUCUGCAGGAUGCAAUGUGUGAGACCAUGGAGGGGCAGCUCUCCUCAGACCCCGACUCAGAUCCCGACUGAGGGUAGUACUUUGCUCCUUCCAGAACUGGUGCUGCUCCCGGAGACAACCGUGGUGCGGUCUAGGGAUACCCACACACCCCUUUAGCUGGGAACCCUUACUCUCUGCUCCCCAAGUUUUCUGAUUUUGGUCCAAUUUCUUACCUUUAGGACUGUGGUGGUGUUGUCCUGCUAUUAUCAGGAAACUCAGCCUUAACUUACACACACGAAGUCGUUUCUGUGCUGUGUGCCAAGAGUGCAAAGGCCACUGGGAGGGCAGGGCUACCUGGGAUAGGGUUAGGGAGUCGGGGGGAAGGUGGGGCUGAGCAGAGCACACAGUGCCUCUGGGGUUGGCCUGCGGUGUGUGAGGCAUUUGCUGCAUUUCACAGGGGAAGGAAUCCACUGGAAGUGUAACUUCAGAAACACAAUGAGCACCAAAGCAUGCACUGUUUCUAUCUCUCCCUUCCCCCAUUUCCCCUCACCCCCCUUCUGUUCCCCAGCACAGGGCUGGUGGCCUCUUAAUAUGUAAGUUUUCCUUCUCCUGGGCUCAGCCACCCACUGCCGUCUCCACUGGUUGUGAUGACUGGAUCAAACCUACCCACUAGCUUAGCCUAUAAACACUCACACAAAGGAAAAUGCCCUCGUGAAAGCAUAAAUUGAAAUCUCGGAACUUCUGACAGCCACAGAAAUAUUCCAGAAUAAAGAGUAGUUUGGGACAGGACUGUGUGUGUGAAUAACUGUGUAGAAUACUCAAGUAAGGGGACAUUAAGUAGAAAUAGAAACUAAUUUUGUUCUUUUCAGGAUCCAACACUUUCCCUAGAUUGCCAUGUCUUUUGUUAGCACUGAGGAGCAAGGUCACAGGACCUCCUUCCAUGGGUUCUGUCAGUUAAAUCUGACCCCAUCAGUCCUAGUCCAGGGCAGGUGCAGCUCAGAAACAGGAAGUGCCAGUGCCUGGGAAAUAGCUCUCACGGUGCCAGUGCCAGAAAGGAGUGUGCACGUGUGGGUAGGAGCCAAGGAUGGAGUGCUAACACCCAGAGGGCUUAGUUACCAAAGCUGCACCUGGGCUGCCCCAAGUGUACACAUUAGGAAGCCCAGCCUGGGCUCUGCACAAGCACAGGUAGGGGUGGGGGGUCUGACAGGUAACCCAGAGCUAACAAGAUUUUGAAG
Molecule: messenger RNA, 2770 nt
Organism: Castor canadensis (American beaver)
Lineage: Eukaryota; Metazoa; Chordata; Mammalia; Rodentia; Castoridae
Gene: Ric8a
Product: RIC8 guanine nucleotide exchange factor A
Biological process (GO): G protein-coupled receptor signaling pathway
Cellular component (GO): cytoplasm; plasma membrane
Molecular function (GO): G-protein alpha-subunit binding; guanyl-nucleotide exchange factor activity
Source: RefSeq, a predicted model, not a curated record